Molecule: messenger RNA, 3297 nt
Organism: Porites lobata
Lineage: Eukaryota; Metazoa; Cnidaria; Anthozoa; Scleractinia; Poritidae
Source: the annotation of a GenBank genome assembly
AUGGAUUGGCAAGAGAGUAUUAAAGGUAUAUGUUACUAAACGUUCGCCAAUGCAAAAUACUAGAAAAUACGUAUUGUAAUGUACGCUUACAACGCAUUAACUCCGAUCUGCUCAAAGGUUUCGAUUUAAUUAUUGGCUCGAGCGCACUGUAGUCCACGAUUUUUCAGGUUUUCUGUUAUUGUCCGAAAUUUAAAUGCAUUUGUGAGGUUUCAGUGUUUCCAAUAACGUUGGGAUAUCCUUGAUCCGGUGUUUUGAGCAUCGACGACGAGUAAUGUAUGUUUCGUUUUCUCCAUUUUGCGCAGUUUAGAAUGAUGCAAUUGCAUCGAAAACCGCCGAUCGAGAACAAGAUCUCUUAUACGAUACGAAUCAUUUUAAUUAAAAGUGUGGCGAAGAAGUUUAUUGAUGCAUCAGUAUAACAAACUAUUUAGUUCCAGCAAAGUAAAUCACUGUACCUUUAUACAUGAGCUUUUUUUAUAACUUUCCUUUUACACUACGAGUUCGAGGUACAUUUAUGACUAGCGAGAUUUGUUUAACUAAUCAUGUUCGAAACAUGCAAUUAUUUGUAACGAAGAAAGCAUAAAAUGCGAGUCUAAUUUGUUUUGGAUAAGAUGCUUGUUUCUAAGAGACUACUAAUGUAGCUAUUAUAUUAAUCUUUGUACGAAUUUAGUUUGGCACAUGCAUGCCAUUGUAACUCAUUUGAAACCAAGCCGUCCUACAUGCACUUAAGCACAACAAAGCCUGCCAUGCUACAUGGUAAUCGUCUGUGUUGCGGAGGCAAUUUAGCCUCAGUAAGUAAGCGCUGAAAUACAUGUAUCCUGUUUUUUGCACGGGACCCCCGACGGACUCAACAAAUUACUGGAAGUAAUAUAUCAAACAUGAGAUGCAGUGUUUCAUCACCAGAUGAAACACCGAGAAGAGAGUUGAAAAUACGACGCACACCGGAGUAUUUUUGACGAACUUCGAGGUGUUUCAUCUGGUGAUGAAACACUGUGUCGAAUGUUUGAUAUUUCUUCUCAAACAAAAUCAUUUUUGAAGGAGAAAUUAAGGAUGCAAAAAUGAGCAGUUUUUCAUCUGAUAUCCAAACACUCAUUAAACAUUAAUUUCCUUUGCAUUUUCUUUAUGAAUUAUUAAUGAGUUUGAGAAGAGCAUUUCAAAUUUCCUUUCAUCUUAAUUGGCAAAUUGACAGUGGCAUUUUGAGCAGGCAAAUCAUGGUGCAUACUGAAAUCCAGGAACACAGGUGGAGGCCCAGUACAAGGGUUUUGGUGCUGUUUCACAGAAGGACUUAACCAGAGUCUGUGGCACAGGCUCUACCGUAGAAGCAUGACUUGGUUUCAAAUGCCAUGCUACCGCCUUGCUACAAAAAAGUCAAAUUUAAUCCAGUCAAUUAGAGUGGCACCGCAGGAUCACAAUGGUAGAAAUGCAAUGGGCCCUAUACAUGUACAUAAAAUUGCAGGUAGUCAUUGUAACUACAUGUACAUUGUAACCAAUUUGUUACAUCAAGUCCUUGUAUAUUUUUCUGAUGUAUUAGUUGAAAAUAAUCUUGUGAUUGAAAUAAUGACAUAUUAAAAGAGAUUUCUGAAGAUAUAAAACGGUAAAAACGAACAAUAAAAUCCAACGUUUUGUAGUAGUCGUGAUUCCAUUAGCAAGGAAAAAUGUUUUUGAUCAUGCAAAUUACAGCAUUUACAUGUAAAGCGAUGUGGCACGAAAAUUAACAUACAUGUAACACGGUGCAAAGAUUAUGAAUUCAAAAUACUUUUGCACGAGUUUGUGACCUGUAUGAUGCAGGCUAUGUAGGUUACACACGCGGACAUUUACACGAUCUUGUAAAAGGAAACCAACAACAGUCCUCCGCCAUUGCCAAACAAAUGAAAGAAUGUGCGUGGGACAUUAGUGUGUACGAAAUGCUUUUCACAAGAACCUUAAGUAAAGCCAAAUCUCAACAAUUGCAAUCAGACUCUAUUCAUGCAGAACUAUUUUCAUAAUCUUCACACCCUGUUAUCUUAAUUUUCACGCCACCUUGCGUUAAAUGCUGUAAUUUGCAUGAUCAAAAACAUUUUUCCUUGAUAAUGGAGUCGUGACUGCUCUGAAACGUCGGAUUUUAUUGUUUGUUUUUACCGUUUUAUGAAAUAAUGACACUGUCCAAAAUUGUCAAGCCAUUACUCGGUGAAAUUGGGAAUUUACAGUAAGACACCAGUGUACAAUGCACCUGUGUUCUAUACAUGCAUGGUGUACAGCUGUAUUUUUUUAAAGGGGCUGUGUCACGGUAGCCCAGUUCAUUUUGUUUAAGUUUUGCCAAUUACUAGGGGUGGCGAAUGGUAAAAUCCGAGACUGGCCGAGACGCUGAGAUCCUAGUUAGAAAUCCGAGCCCGAGACCCUUUAAAGUAAAAACAAACCAUGAAAAAACAAAACCUCGAGACUUAUCAAUAAAAACGCUUCCGAGAUUUCGAGAUCCAGCCAAAAUUUUCCGAGACCCACGUUUUUCGAGGUACCAUUCGGCACCCCUAAUUACUCGCCCUCAAUCGCUAUGGAACUUAAAGUAAGCAAAGAAAUUACAUAGAAAUGACAAAAUCAGAUAUUUGAGACAAACAAAUAUGUCUCCUGAGCAUUAUUUUUGAAGUUGCAAACAGCAGAGAUCAACUUUGAAAAACUGUUAGGCUGAACAGUUUUCAAAAACCCUAAUUUCAAUCCAUUUCAAUCUUCUUCAGUUUUGCCCAUCUGUGGCAUCUGUUGUAUCUGUUGUGCUUUUUAACCUUCCCUUAAUGUUUUAAGCGGUUAUUUUUACAUUCCUCUUAAUUAAACAGUCAUUUUGUAAUUACCUAAUAAUAUUUGGCUAAAUUUCGUGACACAGCUCCUUUAACUUAAAUAUUCCACUUGUUCGUCUGAUAGUGUAUCCUUAUGGUUAGACUGAAAUUUUACAUCAUCACUGUUUGAUGUUACAGGUUGUAAUAUUCUACAUCAGUUACCAGCAAUUUAAUCUUAUACUUUGCUUUAGGAUCAUGGCCUAUUGCUGCUUGUAAUUCUCUGGAGCCAGGAACUUGCAAACUGAUAAUUCUUGAAACCUGCCGACAUAACGUCCAGGAGUUCUUGUGCUUAGCACCAGAGGACUCGCUCAGUUCUCCACAGCAGCAUUUUCCUGGCCAAUUUGUUAAAGUUCAGUAUGUUAUUGCACUGUGCAAUGAAGUCUCUCAAGAAUUGAUUGAUUGCAGAUUGGAGCCUCUUUAUGCUAUGUUUAGGAUUGCACAUGUGAGUACAAUACAUGUAACAAAAGUAAUGGUCAUACAGUCAAAGCUCUGUUAG